CCUCCCUCCCGUUUAGAUGAAGAUUUUCGGGCUGCUCUUAGUAGCCGUUGGUGCGAUGUCCGUGGCCGACGGAGCCAACAUCCUGGGCGUUUUCCCCAUAAACGGCCGCAGCCACUGGGCCGUGUACGAGAGCGUGUUGAAGGCUUUGGUGGCGCGCGGCCACAACGUGACGGUCAUCACUGCGUUUCCGGAGAAGACACCGCUGUCCAACUACACUGUCAUCGACGUGUCCAAAACGUUCCCGUCCGCGGUAAACCAGAUUGGCAUCGAUAUAGUGCUCAACUACUUGUCCAGCGUGUUCAUCAGCCAGUGGUACAUUUCCGACCUCCAGAUGAAGUUGUGCCGAGAAAGUCAGAAGCUGCCGGAAGUCCAAGCGCUGCUCAAGAGUGGCAUCAAAUUCGACGCGGUCUUCACCGAAAUCUUUGGAGCUGAUUGCGAUGUCGGUUAUGCAUAUCAUUUUAAGGCACCACUUUUGUCCAUUAUGUCCAGCUCACAUCUACCAUGGAGCUACGACCGUGUGGGUGGCCCUGACAACCCAUCCUACAUACCAACGAUCGUGACUAGAGCGGUGGGAAAGAUGAACUUCCAAAUGCGUAUGAUCAACACCUUGUAUUACAUUUACUUCAAAUUGGCAUGGAUAUAUUACAGCGACUGGCCAGCCGACAAGUUGCUGAAGGAAAACUUCGGACCGGACGCACCAUACAUAAACGAUAUAGUGUACAACACGUCCAUGGUGUUCGUGAACGGACACUUUUCGAUGGACGGGCCCCGACCUCUGGUACCAAAUAUGGUGGAAAUCGGUGGUAUACACAUCAAGCCUCCGAAGCCCUUGCCCAAGGACAUAUUGAAGUUUAUCGAAGAU
Molecule: messenger RNA, 862 nt
Organism: Sipha flava (yellow sugarcane aphid)
Lineage: Eukaryota; Metazoa; Arthropoda; Insecta; Hemiptera; Aphididae
Product: UDP-glucuronosyltransferase 2B7-like
Exons: 3
Molecular function (GO): UDP-glycosyltransferase activity
Source: RefSeq, a predicted model, not a curated record